AUGACGUUGGCUGCUGCUGAUAACGGAAAGCAGACCGCCACCACCACCACCACCACCACCACCACCACCACCACCACCACCACCACCACCACCACCACCACCACCACCACCACCACCACCACCACCACCACCACCCGGCAUCCAUUUCCGAACCCCUUGAAAUCUUGUCUGUUUUUACUGUCAUUAAGUUGUAGACGUGUGGCCACCGUAGUCAUGACAGAAUUUAGUUACCCCAUCCCGGCCAACCGUCGAAUUCAGGUGCUAAGAUGCUUUAUGUGGUUCCUGUCAACGACCACAUCCAACUUUUGGUUCCAAAGUUAAUGCCAGGAGACUAUACUCGUGCAUCUCCUCUGAUGAUAGGUUUUGCUUCUAGGGAUCUGUCGUCGCAUGGGUUGCUGCUUUUCGCGCUCACACCAGACUGACUACGAAGGGUUUUACGUCUCCGGCGGUGGUGCACGAGAGCCGAGCUUAGAAGAGCGUCGUCGCCUGCAGGCGGAGGCCGCGCAAAAGCGUCUGGAUCAACAGGCCAGCUAUGGCCUGGCUAACCCGCAGUCUGUGCAGCAUCGACAAGAGAAGGCGCGGAAAAUGGAGGCGGAACAGGGCAUGCCGAGUAGCAUUAAAGAGGGCCCAGCUCUGCGCUGGACGACUGGAUGA
Molecule: messenger RNA, 654 nt
Organism: Spirometra erinaceieuropaei
Lineage: Eukaryota; Metazoa; Platyhelminthes; Cestoda; Diphyllobothriidea; Diphyllobothriidae
Source: the annotation of a GenBank genome assembly